Echinostoma caproni is the source of this 783-nucleotide messenger RNA. Lineage: Eukaryota; Metazoa; Platyhelminthes; Trematoda; Plagiorchiida; Echinostomatidae. The record is from the annotation of a GenBank genome assembly.
AUGCGGUGGGAGAAACCCACGGCUAUUCAGGCUUUGUCCAUUCCUCCGGCUCUUGAAGGCCGAAACUUGGUGGCUCUGGCAGAAACCGGUUCGGGAAAAACUGGGGCUUAUGCACUGCCCAUCAUCCAGAAACUUUUGGACUCUCCCCAUCCUUUUUUUGCGCUGAUUUUGGCUCCUACGCGCGAAUUAGCUGCUCAGGUUCACGCUCAGUUUGUAGCUUUGGGUAAAGCAAUUGGUUUGCGUGCCAUUCUGUUGGUCGGUGGGAUUCCCAUCACACAACAAGCGGAUCAAAUGCGCAUUUCACCUCCUCAUGUCCUGAUUGCUACACCUGGUCGGCUUCUGGAUCACCUGAAAAAGACCAAAGGGUUCGACGAGUUGAAGUUUGCCAAUCUACGGUUCUUGGUGAUUGAUGAAGCAGAUCGGAUGCUGGGAUCCGAUUUCGACUCAGUGCUGGAGCGAAUACUCUGUCUGCUUCCGACGGAUCGACAGACGUUUUUAUUCUCUGCGACCAUGACGGAGAAGGUUGGCAAAUUACAACGUGCAUCCAUUCGUGAUCCCGUUCGAGUGUCUACGAGAAAGAGUAAAUUCCAAACUGUUACGAACCUUCGUCAGUAUGUGCAGUUGGUUCCUCAGGUGGAACUGGACACUUAUCUGGUUUAUUUGCUCCGAGUGGCUUUGUGUUCCAAUCUCUCUGCACCUGGACUAGACAUGCUUCGCUUGCAACAGGCCAAACCGACCGCAGAAGAAACGGAAUCCGAAACAGACUGGGCUGAUUUAAAAUAA